Messenger RNA from Rotaria sordida, 681 nucleotides. The record is from the annotation of a GenBank genome assembly. NCBI's taxonomy places the organism in Eukaryota, Metazoa, Rotifera, Eurotatoria, Philodinida, Philodinidae.
AUGACAACUACUACUGAACGAACAGUUAUUAAUAUGGAACAAAAACCAGCAGUAGCACAUACUCUUGUUAUUAAUGAACCAAUAAACUCACAACAGGUAUCACUAGAAACAGUUAUUGUCAAUGAUCCGAAAAAUUUAUUAGCAACAUCAGUAGAAAAAGUUGCUGUAACGGAUACAACAGAAUCAGAUAAAUUACCGUCCAGUGGUGCUAGUAAAAAGGCAUUAAAUAAAAAACUUUUUGGAUCAGGUAUAUCACUUACUACUGUGGUUCUAGUCAUUAUUCCACUUUUACAAUUAGUUGUUGGUUGGCGUUAUGCAGACAACUGCCCUGCUAAUUGGCAUAUACCACAUUAUUUAGUUGUAUCAGGUAUUAUCGGACUUACUCUUAUUAUAUUAGAUAUUAUUUUUGAUCUUUUGGCAUCAUAUGCUAAAUCGAAGUUAGAUGAUACUACUCUUCGAGCUUCUCAUUGUGGAGCUUGUUGUGGUCUUUGUGGCCUUUUAAUAGUUAUUAUCUGUCUGAUCCUAUUUCUCGUUGGUUGGUUUAUUGCUGGAUGUAUUUGGGUAUUUCGAGUAUGGAAUAAAAUUCAGUACAACGAUCCACAUGGAUUUGAUUAUUGCCAUCCGAUAUUAUAUCGUUUUGCAUUUUGGCUACUUCUUCUAUCAAUUAUAUAUAUAUAUUAG